Messenger RNA from Tachyglossus aculeatus (Australian echidna), 986 nucleotides. RefSeq names its product nucleoside-triphosphatase, cancer-related (gene NTPCR). NCBI's taxonomy places the organism in Eukaryota, Metazoa, Chordata, Mammalia, Monotremata, Tachyglossidae. The record is from RefSeq and is a predicted model, not a curated record. Gene Ontology annotation, molecular function: ATP hydrolysis activity. The transcript has 5 exons. Bases 40 to 621 code for a protein of 193 amino acids.
CGAGGCGAGGAGGCCGCAGGGCCUGGGCGAGGCCUGGGCAUGGCCCGGCACGUGUUCCUCACCGGACCCCCAGGAGUCGGGAAGACGACGCUGGUCCGGAAAGCCGUCGGAGCUCUGGAGGCGGCGGGGGUGCCAGCGGACGGGUUCUACACGGAGGAAGUGCGCCAAGCCGGGAGGAGGGUCGGUUUUGAUGUGGUCACUCUGUCGGGACUGCGUGGGCCCUUGUCCAGAGUCGGGUCGGACCCCGGCCCCGGAAGCCGGGCCCCCCGGGUCGGGCAGUAUGUAGUGGACGUGGCUUCGUUGGAGCGACUGGCUCUUCCCAUGCUGAGCCCUGUGGACGCCGGUGACGGCGGCGGCACCGCGGGGAAGAGGGUGUGCGUCAUCGACGAGGUCGGCAAGAUGGAGCUGUGCAGCGAGGCCUUCGUCCGGAGCGUCCGCCGCGUCCUGGCGGCCCCGCGGCUCGUGGUCCUCGGCUCCAUCCCGCUGCCCAAGGGCCGGCCGCUGGGGCUCGUGGAGGAGAUCCGCGCCCGCCGGGACGUGGCGCUUUUCGUGGUCACCAGGGAGAACCGAGACCGGAUUUUGGACGACAUCGUGGCGGCCGUGCAGGGCUGCAGGGACUGACGUCGCCCUGCUCCCAGAGCUCCCGCCCGGGUGACGUCCGGGGAGAGGAGGGUGGGUGGGCGCCUCCCGCCAAAGGCCGAGCCGUGCCGACCAGGAUGUCGGCUCUGCUGCCCGCUGGCGGGGCCCACGCAGAGGGAGGGUUGGGUCGGAGCAUCCCACUGGAGGCGGGCAGGGAUCUGGGGAGAUGGCACCUUGGUGGGAAUCGGAAGGACCGGUGGGGUGCGCCGGGAAAUCCUUCUGAUCCCGGCAGCGGCCGGGAGGGUUGGCAAGGCUACCCUGGCCCUCGCCGCGGGUCUGGUUUCUCCACCCGCCCCCUUAUCCGUCUGCCACUUACGGGCUGUCGCAAUAAACACGGGAACUCGCGC